CGCAAGUAUUGGUUUUGUUUCCUUCUUCAUCGUUGAUUUGUCAACUCAAUACGCCCAAACCCUAAACUAUCCCCAAUCAUCGAUUCAAUUAUCAAAUCUUCCCCGAUUGAAAGAUAAAAAUCAAACCUUUGGAAGUUGUCUCUCUCGAUUCCUGUGAAAAGAAUAAUCUUUAGCUUUUUUGGGAUAUUUUUUUCUCCCCUCUGCAUCAUUUGCGUUUGGUUGAUGAAGAGGAUCUGAGAUUAGGAGAGAUUUUAGGGAAUGAUGGGUUUUGCUGUAUCGGAUGAAUUGCUUGGAACUGUUGCUCCAAUUGUGGUGUAUUGGUUGUAUUCUGGGAUAUACGUAGCGCUGUCGUCUUUGGAGAGUUAUAGAUUACAUUCUAAGGCUGAAGAAGCAGAGAAGAAUCUUGUCUCGAAAUCUGCUGUUGUGAAAGGUGUUCUUCUUCAGCAGGUUGUUCAAGCUGUUGUCGCUAUCCUUUUGUUCACGGUGACAGAAAGUGAUGACGAAGCAGACAAAGCGCAACAGUUUUCCCUUUUGGUUCUAGCAAGACAGUUUGUGACAGCCAUGAUAAUCCUCGACACAUGGCAAUACUUCAUGCAUCGAUAUAUGCAUCACAACAAGUUCUUAUACAAACAUAUCCACUCUCAACACCACCGUCUCAUUGUCCCAUAUGCAUAUGGAGCGUUAUACAACCAUCCAGUGGAAGGUCUUCUCUUGGAUACAAUUGGUGGGGCCUUAUCUUUCCUAGUCUCUGGUAUGUCUCCAAGAACUUCCAUCUUCUUCUUCUCUUUCGCCACAAUCAAGACCGUGGAUGACCAUUGUGGUCUCUGGCUUCCUGGAAACUUAUUCCAUAUGGUCUUCAAGAACAACUCGGCUUACCAUGAUAUCCAUCAUCAGCUCUAUGGAACCAAAUACAAUUUCUCUCAGCCUUUCUUUGUCAUGUGGGAUCGUAUUCUGGGAACUUACAUGCCAUAUUCUCUUGAGAAAAGAGAAGAUGGAGGAUUCGAAGCACGUCCUACUAAAGAAUUCAAAGAAGAUUAAGACAUUGGAUUUUGGAUAUAUGUUUGUUUAUCUGCCCUGAGGUUGGCUAAUGGAUGAUACUUGUGUCACGGAGGUGUAGUUUUAUAAAUCAGAAACAGAACUGGUUUGCGUUUUGCCUUUCUUUUUCCAAGAGCUAAGUAGUUGAAGUUGAGAUUUGUAUAUAAACAUUAUCGAGCUGUUGUUCUACUUUGGGUUUUUGUUUUGCAUGUAUUAUUGUACCACACACUGGUUUUGUUAAAUCUAUUUGUCUACAAGGUCUUUCAUAAGGA
Messenger RNA from Capsella rubella, 1307 nucleotides. Its product is annotated as sphinganine C4-monooxygenase 1. Lineage: Eukaryota; Viridiplantae; Streptophyta; Magnoliopsida; Brassicales; Brassicaceae. Bases 259 to 1038 code for a protein of 259 amino acids. Gene Ontology annotation, molecular function: oxidoreductase activity; iron ion binding. The transcript is spliced from 2 exons. The record is from RefSeq and is a predicted model, not a curated record. Gene Ontology annotation, biological process: lipid biosynthetic process.